This is a messenger RNA of Gracilinanus agilis (Agile Gracile Mouse Opossum), 4450 nucleotides long. It is a transcript of the gene ZC3HAV1, whose product is annotated as zinc finger CCCH-type containing, antiviral 1. Lineage: Eukaryota; Metazoa; Chordata; Mammalia; Didelphimorphia; Didelphidae. Bases 1 to 3159 code for a protein of 1052 amino acids. Gene Ontology annotation, molecular function: metal ion binding; NAD+ poly-ADP-ribosyltransferase activity. The transcript has 14 exons. The record is from RefSeq and is a predicted model, not a curated record.
AUGGCGGACCCGACUGUGUGCGACUUCCUCACGAGGACCCUGUGCGCCUAUGGGGGCCGCAUGGAGCUCCGAGAACUGCUCGGUCACAUCGAGCUGUCCGAGUCGCAGGUCGUCGAGGUGCUGAGCGAAGCGGGCCCUGAACGCUUCAUGCUCCUGGAUCAGGGCCCCGGCACCAGCCCAGUAGUGCUGGCGACCACCUCUGUGCGAGUGUGCAGGCGCAAGGUCUGCGAGGGCCAAUGCGAGGCCCUGCACCUCUGCAAGCUGAACCUGUUGGACAGGUGCCGCUGUUACAAUAGCGAGAGGAUUUACUGCAAAUAUUCCCAUGAUAUCCAUUCAGAAAAGAAUAUCAGAAUCCUGAAAAAGCAUUCACUUUUUACACUCUCCAAAAAAGAGCUGGGUGUUCUUCUUCUCCAGAGUGACCCCUUUUUCCUGCCUGAUAUAUGCAAACACUACAAAGGAGAAAACAGGAAUGACUCUUGCACUAAGAAGACAGAGUGCCUGAGACUGCACAUCUGUGAACACUUCACUCAAGGAAAAUGUGGCUUUGAACACUGCAAUCGGUCUCAUAACUUGAUGGAUACCAAGGUCUUGGAACUUCUCAGAGAACAUGGGUUGACUGACUCAAUAAUUAUGAAUAUCCAGGAUAUUUAUAAUCAGAAGCAUGCCAAGAAUAAAAAGUUUACUUCCAGGAGAAAAGGCCUGUCAGACCAAAGAAAAAGAGGAAGUAGAAGCCAAAGUAGAAAUCGAUAUUUUUUCGAGACACAAGAAUUGGCUCCAUCACCUUCUGCCUUGGUUGGAACAGCCCACAUACCAGGACCAGAUAAAACAACUCCAGCACCACUGCCAUCCUUUGAAGGCAAAGCGAAGGAGAGCAGAACCACUACUUUGAGUAAAGAUUGUGCUCAGUCAGUAUCAGGAUCUCCUAAGACUUCCAAUACCCAAGAAGGCUGUCAAGCUGGAACAAAUUCAAGCUUUUCAGUGACUGGCCAUCGAGAAAGCCACUAUGGGAGCCAAGAUGGUUCCCAGCUUGCUGCCUCCACCUCUCCACCAUUUUCAACCGACAAAGGAUCCAUCCCUGUAAUGAGUAGUAGAGCUGAGAGAAAAAUAAAUAUGUUCUUUGGAAGUGAAGACGAUUCCUUCUCUGGUCCAGAUCUCAUAACCACUAGCAAAAGUGGAGUAAUGCCUUCCCACAACUGUGCAAAUGCAGGAGAUGACUUUGGAAAUCAAAAAGCCUAUUCUUCAUCUGUUCUCCCAAAAACUGUUCAUGUGCAGGGCAAAGGCAGCAAUCCUGUAGUGUUUUCAAAAUAUAAACCAACAGCUAAUGGAAAGAAAGAGGAAUCCUCAUGUAAGAGUAAGGACAACCAGUCCACACUGGUGAAUCCCCAAGUAGCUAAGACAGCAACAUCGAUAGGGAAAUUGGAAACCCCAAUUGAAAAUCACAGUGUUGCUAAUGUCAGUUCUACUGUGAGAUCAAGAACAUUCUGGAAUACACAUGAGCAGCAGCACAACCUGAACAAACUUGUUGAUGAAGCACUAGCACAUCAAGUUGAUGCCCUGAAUCUGAACUCUGCAAUAAUUGCUAAAAAGGACAGAAAAGAUCCCUCUUGUGCAUCUCAGAAUAUCCAAGCCCUCCCCAUGUCUAACACAGCAACUGCUAGUAGACCACCAAAAGCCUCAUCUGCAUCUCUCACCCAAAGUGGAAUUCAAAAGUGCAAUUUAGUCCAGCCUUCUUUACCAAGAGUGAUGCAAGAUCCCGUUGUCUCUACACCAGCUUCAAUGUACAAGGCAGCCCCAUCACCCUUGAGUAACCAAACAGUGGUUAGAGAGAGGAUGUUUUCUUUUGGCCAAGCUGGAUCUGUUUCUUCUUCUGGCUCUUGUCAAACUUCUGACACCUUGACUGCAAGCAAAAGUGGAGGAACAUCUCCUUCCAAAAGUACAAACGCAGAGGAUUGCAGAGCCAGGGUUUCUAACACAGCACCUUCAGAAAUGGAAAAUAAUGACUCCACUGAGAUUUGUCUUGACUUUCUUCAUACAGAUUGUAAACUGCAAGAACGCUGCAAGAAUAUCCAUUUUCAUCUACCCUACCGAUGGCAGGUGCACAUUGCCAAUAACUGGAAAGAUUUUAAGGAUAUGGAGGAUAUUGAGAAGGCUUAUUGCGACCCAAAUAUCUCUCAAAGUCAUAGCAUCGACUUCCAGAAAAUGACCUUCGGUUAUUUUUCUGUUCGACGUCUCUCUACUCCAUCAACUAUCCAAAAACCUGAUUAUGCCCUGAGCACCGAAUGGCUCUGGUACUGGAAGAAUGAAUUGGACCAGUGGAUUGAAUAUGGAAAAGAGGAGUCUUUAGAAAACAAUUCCAGAGACCUGGAAGUCUUCGCUCAGAUCUAUCCAAUGGGGUCUAUGGAAUUCACGGCGGGCCAUCAUACCUAUCUCCUGAACUUUAAAGAAAUGAUCCAGACAAACCUAUUUUAUCAUACUAAACGGGAAGUCCGAAGGCGGCCUAAAUUUGUGUCCUCUGUGACUGUGUAUUGGACUAAAAAACAAAGAGACCCUCAGCCAGAUCAGAGCAAGACAGUUUCCAUAGAAUUUCCUUCAUACUGGGACCACAUGGCUCUGCCAAAAGUAGGAUAUAAGUUGUUGGAGGUCAGUAGAAUGUCUAAUGAAUAUGUUGUCAUCGAGUUCCGCUUUAAAAGUACUAUGAAAAAUUUUGAAGUUCAGAAGAUAAUGAGGAAUCAGAACCCAAAGCUCUGGAAUGAAUUUCAGAGGAAGAAGAGGAUGAUGUUGAGCAAGGGAGAGGAAAAGAUAUUAUUUCAUGCAGCAGACCCUACCAGGAUGAGUUCAAUUUGCACUUUCAAUUUUGACUACAGUUACCAGUCACUUCAGGAAGCAAAAUAUGGGAAAGGUAUUUACUUUGCAAAGGAUGCCAGCUCUUCCCACAACAAUCAUAAAAGCAGUUCCAAAAAGAAGAUUAUGUUCGUAGCCCAAGUCUUGGUCGGAAUAGUUGCUGAAGGAAAAGAGCCCUCCACUCACCGCCCUCCAGAGCUUACCAUUGUGGACAAUAUAAACAAUCCCUCCAUUUUUGUCAUUUUUGAUCCAUGUCAGAUUUACCCAGAGUAUAUCAUUGAAUAUACCGAUAUUGAUAAAUCCUGUAGCAUUAGCUAGGAAGGAAAAGAAACACGAUCAUACUCCAGAUAAUGAAAUGAUUCUGUUCUUUAGAACCAAGGUGUCUAGAAUAAUGAUGAAACUUUAUGCCCAAGCCCAAUUAUCGGGUACAGAGCAUCUGCUCCCAAGUCUUUGGUUAAUAUGAUUUUCAGUAUUUUCAACAGCAACACCAUGUCUAUUGUUAUUGGCAUGGUUGUCUGAUAACCAUUGCAGCACUACGUCCCUAAUAUAUACUGUAUGGGGCUAAUUUGUGCCUAUGUUAAAGUCAAUUUAAAAUAAUUUGGAAAAUGUUAGAAUAGCAGUUGAGAUAUAGACAUAUAGUCUGAUGUGUUUUAUCCCCGAGAUAUUCCAGCCUUAGUGCUGAGAUCCCAAGGUUUCAAAUUCUGAGAAUGAUUUUUAUUAAAUGUGCUAUUGUAAAUGAAUAGUUAUAACUUCUAUAUACAUGACACAUUAAAAUUUAAAUCUGUGAAUCAGAAAAUAAAAUUCAGAAUGUGUUGGAAAGGGAGAUAAAUAAUCAGGAAAAAUAAUGGAAAAUUUCUUCGAAAAGAUUGCAGCAAAAGGUUAUUACUGAAAAUAAGAGAUAGGAGCCAAGCAUGGUAGUGAACUCAUAUCUUUGCUACGGGGAGGCUGAGGAUAGAGAAUGGUUAGGUAUUGGCACUGAGUUUGGCUUUAAAAUGUGCGCCCCUGAGAGUAAUGGGCAGGGAUUUCUAGGUUGUUAUGGAGGGUGAACUAACCCAGGUCAGAAAUGGAGAUUCUGUACUGAUCUGUAAUGGGGAUUGGAUUUACCAGUAGCCCCCAAACUUCAAAUCUAUAAUAAUGAUAGAUCCAUACUUUAAAAAGACUGAAAGGAAGAAUUCAGUAAAUGGUGGGCAUAGGAGGCAAAUAGAUAAAAACAAGUCAUCUAUACAUGAAUUUUCAAGAGGGAAUUUGAUUAGAUGACUUUUAAACAUCUAAAACAUAGUCAUUAGUCAAACUUCAGAAAUUAUCCUUGAAAAUUAAGAAAUAGAAACAUUUUUCAAUUUUUUAUUAGACAGCAAUAUAGUUAUAAUAUUAAACCAGAGGAUAAAGCCAAGAAAAAAGAGUAUAUAGUAAUGUCACUAAUGAAUAUGAGUAUAAAAUUUUUAGAUAAAAUCCUAGCAAAAAUGAAUCAUAGCAAUAUCUAAAAAAUUACUCAUUGUGAUCAAAUUGGAUUUUUACUAGAGAUAUAAAGAUGGGUCCAAAUAUUAGGAAAUUGGUUAGCGUACUCAUAUCAAAAACUACUUUGAACAACAUGACUGUAUUUAUUUUGCAA